Messenger RNA from Homarus americanus (American lobster), 5023 nucleotides. RefSeq names its product sorting nexin-17-like (gene Snx17). Lineage: Eukaryota; Metazoa; Arthropoda; Malacostraca; Decapoda; Nephropidae. The transcript has 12 exons. Bases 2 to 1678 code for a protein of 558 amino acids. Gene Ontology annotation, biological process: intracellular protein transport; signal transduction. The record is from RefSeq and is a predicted model, not a curated record. Gene Ontology annotation, cellular component: early endosome. Gene Ontology annotation, molecular function: phosphatidylinositol binding.
GAUGGCAGGCACACAUGUCAACAAACCCGAGCCUGGUGAGGUGAUUGCUCAACAAGAAACCUUCAGCCUUCCUUACUCACGUCCUCAUUAUUGCAGAUGCGAAGAGGCAGGGGUAAAAACAAAUAUGCACUUUUCCAUACCAGAUACCCAAGAAUGUAAAGAAGACAACGGGAGCACCUAUGUAGCCUACAACAUUCACAUCAAUGGAGUGUUUCACUGUACAGUUCGAUACCGACAGCUGUAUAGUCUCCAUGAACAGCUGAGGAAGGACUUGGGGGGGUCCACACUCCCUUCCUUCCCCCCAAAAAAGCUUCUACCCUUGUCUCCUACCCAGACAGAAGAGCGUCGAGUCAGUUUGGAGAAGUAUAUUCUUCAGUUGAGUCAAGAUCCCAGGGUCCUUAACAAUGAUGUGUUCAACGGCUUUCUUGUUUCUGCCCAAAAUGAAACCCAACGGGUUGGUGGUGGACAAGAUGAGGUGCCAAUUGACAUUUACAUGAUGAGUGGCCAGAAAGUGACACUCAGCGUUCCAGCAACACUUCAGACUGACGACCUUCUUGAGAAAGUGUGUAGCCACAUUCACCUGCCAAAUGAAUUGGUUUACUACUUUGCUCUUUUCCUUGUUAAGAAAGAAGAAAAUGAUCUGAUUGUUGUCAAGAGAUUGCAAGACUUUGAAAGUCCCUAUAUUUCUCAGAGAUGCGUGAAAGGAAUGCACAGGAUAGUUUUAAGAAAAAAUUUUUGGGACCCAAGCAUUGAUCUUGAUGUCAUGGGUGACCGUGUAGGAUUGAAUCUCCUCUAUGCUCAGACAGUACAGGAUGUGGAGCGAGGUUGGAUCUUAACAAACCGUGAGAUUCAGAGACAACUUGCAGCACUCCAGGCAAAGGGAGCCAAAAGAGAAUAUUUGGAACUAGCAAGAACACUAAAGUACUAUGGAUAUCUACAAUUCCAGCAGUGCACUUGUGAUUUUCCCAAACCAGGCACUCCAGUUUUGAUUAGUGCUGGAAACCGUGAGCUCAAUUUCAGGAUCGAGUGUGAAGAUGGGACUGUGAAGGAGGGAAACUUCAAAGUGACACGCAUGAGAUGUUGGAGAAUAACUGUGCAACAGCCAGUAGAGGGAUCUAGCAGCAGUAACAGUAUUAGCACCACCAGCAACAACAGUAGCAAUACCAACAGCACUAGCAGCAGUAACAGCAGCAGCAGCAGAAGCAGCUGCAGCAGCCUAGAGGGAGGUCGUCAUGUCAACUUGGAACUAUCUUUUGAAUAUCUGAUGAGUCGGGAGGACAUGCGUUGGGUGACAGUCACAAGCUGUCAAGCGGUCCUCAUGUCCAUGUGUCUACAGGGAAUGGUGCAAGAACUCCUCACUCACAAACGUGGCCAUAAAGUCCGGACUCCCAGUGAGCGGGUUCGGAAAGGAAGUUUGUCCUACAUGCGGCGCGAUGGGAGCAGCACACAGGUUACUCUGAACCACACCGGCGAGAGUUUACCAAUGGAUGGAGCUACCCAAUCCCCAAUAGGUGAGUUAUCCCUGAGACGCCUAAGUGAACGUCUCAGUGACCUCAACAUCCUUGACAACCGUCCGUCCACAGCAGCUAAAACCAACGGAAAAGCCGAGCCAAUAAUCUCUCCAUUAGCUGGAAUCUUCAGUCCGCGGAAUUUUCCAAUAGCUGCGGGAAAUAAUUGAGCAUUCCGAGAAAUUACAGGAAAAACCUCUCCAUUCUGCACAUGAGAACAAAUUUUCGAGGACUGCAUCAUGCGCAUUUAUGGAAAAUUCUGAGAAUAUAUCACUGUUCCGGGCAUGGGAACAAAUUUUCGAGAAAUUGCGUCUUGUUUCCGAUGCGGGGGAGUAUGUUGGGCACAUGGGUGGAUGGGCUUAGAGUGCUCAUGAGCUACAAUUGGCUAUUACUGUCAUGUGAUGCCUAUGAUUGGCUAAUGUAUCUCGCAGCCCAUCUCCUCAAACUCUUGCAUCAUGACUCUUUUUUAGUUCAUUGUCUGCUGCCAUUGUACAAGCUUGUACGCUCGCUCACUGCUUUUUUUUUUGCACACUAUCUGUGCUGUACGGUAUACUGUACUGUACAUGUACAUUCAAUAAGUGUGAUAGUACCAUGUGUACAGUACUGUACAGUACGUAUCAGAGUGGAUAGUGUAUACUAGUGUGUAGGUGUAUGUACAGUAUACAAUGCAUGUAUAUUCCCUCCUUCAUGGAGGGAGAGAAGAGUGACAGCAACACCUGCUACAGGAGAUGGUACAAGACAAAGGCAGGCCAUCCUGUAUCAUUGUAUCUCCAUUUGACGUGCCCGCAUCACAAGCUUAAGAGGACUGCAUCAGUAUUGUAUUUUGUUUUUUUACAACAAAUUGUACAUUUACAGUGGUGUUUGCAUAGGUAAAUACAGGACUCUUUCUGUUCGUGCAAGAUGCGUAGAUUAGACUCAGAAAACUUUCUCCAGUUCCCGGAAAAAAAUCCGGGGAUGUGCGAUUUUUUCCAUGGAUGAGAAAAUCCAUCUCCAUACCCGAAAAUCUCUCAAUCCUGGAUCUGCUCUACACCAAAUAUUCUGGCUAUUGGGGAUAUCACUGUGUGUGUAUAUGUCUUUUGCUAUUAGUACAGUACAUUAUAAAGAAAGUUAUUAAUUUUGGCCCAUGUGCUGAGUCAAUCACUGAAAGGAUUGACAUUUCUUUAAGUUGACGUGACAAUUCUUUUUUUUUUUUUUUUUUUUUUCAUUGACCAAACUGCUGUGCAGAAUUUUUGGGCAGAUAUUUCAUGUGUUGCUGUUUUAUUUUGUGUAUGCAUUGAGCUAUUUAAGGAAGACUGAAUGCACCCAUUUUUGGUAUGACCUGAAGAGGUAAAACUUUGUAUGAUAUUAAUAAUUCUGAUUUAUGAUAAUCAGAUAUGUUAACACAUUCUAGCAGAUAACAAAUGCCCUGUACUGCUAAUUGUCGUUGUGUUUUUGUUAUUUAACAUUGUAAAACUCUAUUUGAAAACAAGGUCCAUUAGUUUUGAUGCAACCAAAUUUAUUGCAUAUUUUCAUUAAAAUAAUUAUAUUUUUUAUAGAAUUAGUGAAUUAAGAACUUCCAAAAAUACUCAUAUUCAUUAACAGUUCUGGUAAAAUUAUUACUUCUAGAAUUAAGUUCCGGUGAGGUUUAUUUACAAUACUGGUAGUACGUAGGAACAUAAGUACGUAUUCAUUUCUUUUCACUACUUUGUAUUGAGGAAUGUAGGGGUCUUUGUACAGUGAAACCUCAGAUUUCAAAUAUAUUAAUGAGGUGUGAAAUUCCAAGGUGCCUCUUGAUAAUUUGAACUUUGUUUGAAUAUGGUCGGAUAGUCCAAAAUCUUUGAUAUGAUAGCCUUAUGUACAGUACUGUACAUACAAAACCUGUGAGUAUGCAUUUCCAUCCCAGCCUCUGCAUAGGUCAGUGGUGCACAUGAAUUCUGAAAGUAAUUUUUCACUUUUGGGCUUUCUCUUAACUGAAAUACAGUACAAUAUAUCCAUACCUUUUGUGAAGUUACAUCUUGUUAUUAGCACAGGACUUACUAUGAAAUAGAUCUGUGUAACAAGACCACCCAAAAGUAAUACAUAAGAGGAAAUAUAAAAUGCAUUAAAAAAAGAAAUGGAUGGAUACAGUACACAAAGAUUAUACUGUACAUAUAUAUAUUUUUUUUAACAUUAUUAUGAACACUUGCCAACGUGAGACAGUAGAUUCAACAAGUACCCACCAAGGACAGGCUCUGUAAAGGCUCUGGGAGAUCUGUUGUUUAGUUGUGGCUGUUCCCAUUGUGAUUUGUUAUCUAAAAUUUCUAAAACCCAUGCAAACAGUUUAUAUCCCUCAAACAAAACAAAAAGGCAUGGAUGAUAUGCCCAAAAUAAGAAACAAAACAAAACAGGAAACCCUUCUGAGGGGUGACCAUCAAGCAACAUGCAAACCAUGUGAUAUAACCCCACACUCAAGCUGUUUUUAAAUAAAUUUUUGACAGAUAACAUUUCAUUAUUUCAUGCCAGGCUAAGUCAAAUAUUCACAAACAACAUUGUCCACAUCUCCACACUUUUCACCCUACACUUCCUACAUCUUUCCCUGCCCACCUUUGCACCUGCCUAACUCACCACUCUUUACUGUCCAUUUUUUGCCCUGUCCACCUUUCUUUACUGCUCUACCCUGCCCAAUAAGUGUUUUGCCAGUGUGGUUAACUCCAACUUUUGUUAUGUGGGGUGCAGUACUCUGUAAAUCACCUGUAAGUUUUACUUCUCUAAUUAUAAUUAUAAUUGUUGGAAUUAGUGACAAUUGUUGUUGUUGUUUUUCUUCUUCUAAUGCAUUUACAGUAGGUAAAAUAAUACCCUGUAUAUAAACUUUGGUUUUGGGGAUUCCUGCCGACCACAGGGUUACUUUAUUAAACAACACGUCCUGUUGAGUACAUAUUUUCAACCUUUUGGCUGCCAUGGUCUCUCAAUAAACCGUUAUUUGUUAUUUGAUUAUUAUGAAUAUACUGUCAGACAAAGAUUUUUUUUUUUAAUCCCUACUCACCAGUUUAACAAAGAAAGCUAGAGGAACCAUAUGAGUAAAUGUGACAAGUACUCCAGAGAGUGAAGUAACCAUUCAUAAUUAUGAUCCAUUUGUUUCAUGUGUAAUAAUUUAAGUCAACAUUUGAGAGAUUAUUACUGGCAUUCAAGGUGAAUAGCAAUUCCAUCUGUAGUAACCGUACUCUAGACCGGUCUCAAUUCAAGUAAAUUAUUGAAAGAAUGUUUUUAAAUUACUUUCAUUUACUUUUUUUAUUUCUGUAGCCAUUGGUUUGUUUUAUUUUUAUGCUAAAUUAUUUGUUAUGAAUGUAGAUGUAUUUAUUCAAUAAGAGCAAAUUAAUGUAAUCAAAUAUACUAUGUAUCUUUUGAUUGUUGAGUGUGUGGUUUUUACUGAAGAUGUAACUCUUUCUCAUUACUAUGAGUGGCAAUGUUGAUGGAAGCAGUUCUUAAUUACUUGUGGGAAUGUAACAGCGGUGUGACCAAUCUUGCCUUCAGGAAAUAUGUAAUUUUUCAGAAUUGAA